AUGCUUCUGGUGCUCUACAAGGAUGCCUUUGCUGUUGGCUACACUUGGCUCUAUGCAAGGGUGAAGAAGUGGCUGCAAAGCUCAAGCAGGACUCUGUGCCACAACACACAGUUGCUACAGACCUGCUUCAAGGAAUGGGGGAAAACAAAGGUGGAAUUAGGAAAGCUCAAGAGCUGGGAAAGGAAAGCAGCCAGCCUUGCACUCAAGGGUGUGGUCAUGAAAGGAAGCCUGUGGAUGGAUAGCUUUGAUGCACAUCUCAAGGGGAAGAGCACUGUCUCCCACAAGUCCCCAUCUUGGUUGUUCAAGUGCAAUUCUCCCACACAGCAAUUCAUGGUUCUCCAAGAUGCUGAAGGAGUUGUCUGCACCCUCUGGGGAGGGUAUUCCCCCAAGGUUUUCAAUGGAGACUUCCUCAAGAUGAACCAAGAUUGGAUCAAGCAGUCCCUUGCU
Messenger RNA from Acanthamoeba castellanii str. Neff, 447 nucleotides. RefSeq lists its product as uncharacterized. NCBI's taxonomy places the organism in Eukaryota, Discosea, Longamoebia, Acanthamoebidae. The record is from RefSeq and is a predicted model, not a curated record. The transcript has a single exon. The annotation marks the transcript as partial.